Recurvomyces mirabilis is the source of this 390-nucleotide messenger RNA. RefSeq lists its product as uncharacterized. Gene Ontology annotation, molecular function: enzyme regulator activity. Gene Ontology annotation, cellular component: mitochondrial inner membrane. Lineage: Eukaryota; Fungi; Ascomycota; Dothideomycetes; Mycosphaerellales; Teratosphaeriaceae. The transcript is spliced from 4 exons. Gene Ontology annotation, biological process: mitochondrial electron transport, cytochrome c to oxygen. The record is from RefSeq and is a predicted model, not a curated record. The coding region runs from base 1 to 390 and encodes 129 amino acids.
AUGAUCGGUCUACGAGCAUUCCAGCGUACGGCUGCUUCGCCAGCUAUCCGACAGCACGUUCGCGUCCAGCGGAGGUUCGCUUCGGCCCAAGCGGCAGAGGACAACGCCUUCAACCGCGAGCGAGCAGCAGUGAAGCAGCACGCUGCUGAGUCUUCUGACCUCUGGCGCAAACUCUCCAUCUACGUCGUCAUUCCCUGCCUCUGUAUCGCCGGUGUCAACGCGUGGCGCCUAUGGAACGAGCAUUGGGAGCACAAGUCGCACGAGCCACCGAUGGAGGAGAAGCCAGAGUAUGCUUACCAGAACAUCCGGACGAAGAACUACUUUUGGGGUGACGGGGACAAGACUCUUUUCUGGAAUCCCAAGGUCAACUACCACAAGAAGGACGAGUAA